CAGGUACUAGGUCAGAAAGCGUAACGGCCGUACAUACAAACAAGCAGAAUAAAAGUAUAGAUGUGUAUAUAUACAUAGUAUUACUUUGUAGUGUUCAAAACAGUCAAUUAACUUUGUGAACUGCACAAACAAACUACACCCUUACCUAAGUCAGUAAGUGUCAAGAUGCCCAAACGAGUUUUGAAAUCAUUGUAUUCACGGAAAUCAAAAAUAGCCAAGAGGAUGGCAGAAAGAAGAUCGCAAGAAACGGCAAAAGAAACUGCUGCAAGACAAGCUCAAGAUAGGGAAAGGAUAGCUAGAAGAAGAGCACAAGAAACAGCUGAUGAAACUGCUGCUAGACAGAGUCAAGAUAGGGAAAGGAUAGCUAGAAGAAGAGCACAAGAGACAGCUGGUGAAACUGCUGCCACACAAAAAGGAAAUCUUGGCAGAAUGACAAAAAGAAGAGUGAAAGAAUUGGUUGCAGAAAUUGCUGCUAGAAGAGAACAAAGUAGAGAAUAUCAAGCUCAAAGAAGGGUUGCUGCUGCUGAAUGGAGACCAAGAAUGUAUUUCAAAACAGCUAAUGAUUAUGAUCCAAAUCAUGAUUAUGAAUCAGAGUCUGCAUAUGAUGUUGGAAAAAGAUCUAUAGAAUGUGAUUUUUGCAGGACAAAAAGGUAUCCCAAUGAAAAGGCAGGACUGUGUUGUGACAACGGCAAAGUUGAAUUGCAACCUUUGAGAGAAUCACCACCACCUCUUAAUGUACUCCUUCAGGGAAAUAUUGAAGAGUCUAAAAACUUCCUAACCAAUAUUAGAAAAUAUAACAAUGUUUUCCAAAUGACCUCUUUUGGAGCUGGAACUAUCAUCACAGAACCAGGAUACCAAACUCUUGGUGAGACUUCAGUUGAAUAUGAAAUGAGUGUCACUGAUGCAGUAAUGGAGGUUUUAGAAAUAAAAGUUGAACCCUUUUAUGAUGAUGAACAAAAUGCUCUAUUGAAUAUGGAACUAAUGGAAAAUGAAGAAAAAAACAUAACAUCAUCUAGUGCAACUGUGGAAGCUUUGUCCUUAUGUAAAGGGGCUUCACAUGCUGUCCAUAGGUCUGUUGUACCAGAAGAGGGACAAGAAAAUAACUGUGUUGAAGUAACACGAAAAACUGAGAACACUUUGGUCAAAGUGAAAACUGAGCCACCUGGUGAGUUAUGAGAAGAUGAGUCUGUUUUAGAGUUCAGUGAGAGUGAUGAUGAUCUAGAUAGUUCUAAAGAUGAAAUUUUGAGAAUGGAAAAAGAAAAUGAAUUUCAAGAGAGUUGCAUCAACUGGACUUUUAUGUUAGAAUAUACAUUUGGUAAGUAGAGAUAUCAACACAAAAACAUUGUUCAAGAACACAUAUUUAAAAAAGAGAUGUUUUUUCAUUUAAUUAACCAUUUAAGAAUUUCAGAAUCAGGAAACAUCAUCUGCUGGACACAGAACUAACUCUAAGGUAGAAAGAUUGUUUGUUGGUUCUUCUACCAAAGUUUCUUUUAAUAAAUGCUCCCAACUAUAUCUUCAGAGAAAACUAUAUCUGAUUGAUGGGAUUACCUUGGUUACAAAAAUAUUAUAUAUGGAUUUUAGGUUUAGUGGUAAACCAAAAGUCUGUUAGGUAAAGAUCAACUAAAGUGAGAGCCGUGCAUCUAUCAGUUGUAAUAGCAGGAGGAUGCAGAAGCUGUGGUUUAACAGCGUAUCCUGUAGUCAACCAUUUCAUAAUCUUUAUUUAAUUCUUUUUGUGUGUGUGUAGCUUAAUUGCAACUAUGGAUGGAUGGAUUUUAAUUUAUUUGGUAUAAUAAUGAGUGUAAAGUAAUUCUACUCAUUAGUUUGUCAGUUUUAAAACAACAGUCAUUAUCUUUUAUACCAUUAUUAUUUGUUACCUAAUGUAUUGUUGGCAUUGUGAGAAACAGAAAACUGAGUUAAAUUGUUUCAGCAAUGAAAUUUGCAUAUAAGCUGAGUCAGAAAUAAGUGUUAUAUAAAUGCAUGUUUGUUGAUUGUAUGUAAGGAAUUAAAAUAAGUCUGUAUAUACUUUUACACCAACCAUAAGUAUUUAAAUGUAGUUGAUAAACUACUUUGAUAUUCUGGUAAAAUACAGUGUAGUCAUGACUACAGGAAUGAAGGUUUUAUCCAGUGCCAUGUGUAUACUGAUUUUUGUGACAAGGACAUAAAGUUAACAGUUUUGCCUAACACAUGAAGGUGACUAUAAAUGUAACAUACAUAAAGAAAGGUGAUUCUUCUAACUUAAAUGUAUAUGUUUUAAAUAUAGUUUAAAAUCUAACAUCUUCAUUACCCAUUGAAGCCAUCUCCAAGCAUUAUCUAACAGUAAAACUUAAUAAAAAUCAUACUUCUUCUCUCAAAAUAUUAAUUCAUUGUCAAAUAGUUAUUGCUACAUAUAAAAUAUUGGCUGAAAGUGUAACAUUAUUUAUUUAAAUUUUUUUAUAUGGAAAAAGUCAGUUGUAUUGCUACAAGAGUAUAUAUAUAUAUAUAUUAUAUGUAUACAACAAUAAAGUUAUAAAUCAUGGGAAUGUUUAGAAUUUGUUAUGUACACAGACAUGUAUCAAAUAGGCUUUACUAUUCAAGUUCUGUACCACCGAUAACUCUUUCAAUAGCUAGAUUUCAUGGUAACUUUGUGAAUUUUUUGUAGGUGUCCAUUUGGUGCUGUUUUUGUGUUGAUAGAAUGACUUCCUUUGUAAUGACAAGAAAGUUUUGUAGUGUGAUCUGAAUUUUGCAGUAAAAGCAUGUUUUGAAGCUAUGUAGCAUAUAAACAAGCUGCUCCCCUCAAAAACAACAACAAAAAACAGUAUGUUCUUACUGCAAUGAUUACAAAUUAUACAUGUGAACUUGUAUAAAGUUUUAAAAAGCAUCGUCGUAUGUAGAAAAAACAUCAUUUACUUACACUGCUAUGAUUUCCAUAACUUAUACUGUGGUGUCACAUCUUUCUAUAGACUUAGUAAGGUAUUAGUGUAACUGUUGUAUAAAAACUGUAGAAAUGAUACAUGGAAUUCAAAAGAUAAUUAUGUACAGAAUAUCAACAAACCAGAGUUUAGUGUAAAGUGGCUAUAACAAAUGAAAUGUGUUAUUAAAUUUGCGUUUGUAUUUAUUUAAGUAUGUAAUAAAGAUUUAUCUCAAAUUUAAUGAUUUUUAUGUAUAUACAUAUAACUUGUUAAGCCAGUCUUCCAAAACAGGGAGAAGUGGCAUCUUUUUCUAUGUGCCAACAUUUUAUGUUAUUAUGGGUACAAAUAUAACAACAUCAUGACGUUUUUUAUAUGUUUUACCCUGAUUAUUUGCUAUCUUUCUUUAUUGAGUUAUAUAUUGGAAAACUCUUUAUGUAGAUUAUCAAUGUUUAAUGAUGUCCUGGAGUUGUUUAACUGUUACAGUUACCUCUACAUCUAUAGAAAGAAUGCAUUCAGGAAAAUUCAACUCAAAGUUCUUAUGUUGCAUGUCUUUGGAAGUGUUCCAGCAACCUUAUGAAUGUGAGAAAAAAAUGUUUUCCCAAACCACGGACACUACAGUUUCUGUUAUGUACCUUUGCCACAAUUCUAACAUCCUCAGAAAUGUGAGAUAGGAAAAGCCUUCACAGCCAACCAAUCAAUACCACAAUUCUGACAAUAUUCUGUUUUUAAAAAAUAGAUACUUCACAAAUUAAUAAAGGAAAUAUUGUUUAUUUAGGAUUAUUUCCGUUACAUGUAUAUGUUUUUGUGUGUGUUUAU
Messenger RNA from Limulus polyphemus (Atlantic horseshoe crab), 3704 nucleotides. RefSeq names its product stress response protein NST1-like. NCBI's taxonomy places the organism in Eukaryota, Metazoa, Arthropoda, Merostomata, Xiphosura, Limulidae. The coding region runs from base 166 to 1176 and encodes 336 amino acids. The transcript has 5 exons. The record is from RefSeq and is a predicted model, not a curated record.